GCGUGACUCAACUCGGAUAGAAAUGACGGUGGUUUUGCUUCUGGUUGCUCUUACGCUAGUGGCAGCGAGCGCUCGGUUGCCCAACUUCGUUGUUUUGUUUGCGGACGACAUGGGUUUCGGCGACCCUUCAGUCUACGGACAUCCUACAAUAAGGACACCGAAUAUAGACCAGCUGGCCAUGGAGGGAAUCCGCUUUACUCAAUGGUACUCUGCUUUCCAUGUUUGUUCUCCUUCUCGGGCAGCCAUGUUGACUGGUCGUUUACCUAUUCGAUCUGGAUGCGCCGGCAGUGGUCCGGACGGGGGCGUCUUUCCAAAUAAUGCCGUUGGCGGUUUACCAACGAAUGAAACAACAAUUCCUGAACUUCUUAAAUCAAAAGAAUACAAAUCAGCAGCAGUAGGAAAGUGGCAUCUUGGUCAAAGAAAGGAGCAUCUGCCAACAAACAAUGGAUUUGACGAGUACUUUGGAGUUCCCUACUCAGACGACAUGGGAGCUUCAGCUUGGACGAGCGAAAAAGGCAUUCCUCUCCCACUCGUUAAAGACGAAACGGUCAUGGAGCAACCGGCAAACUUGGGCACACUGACUCAACGCUACGCCGACUAUUGUCGCGACUUCAUCGAACGCAACAAGAACAACAAUUUUUUUCUGUACAUGGCUUUCAAUCACGUUCACACGCCCAACUUCGUGUCGAAGGAGUUCUGCAACACGAGCAUUCGAGGACGAUACGGCGACGCCGCCGCAGAAAUGGACGACGCGAUAGGACAAAUAAUGAAGUCGUUGAAAGACAACGAAGUAGACAACAAUACAAUUGUCUUCUUUACAAGCGACAAUGGACCGUGGCUUAUUCGAGAGUUGGAGGGGGGCAGUGCUGGCUUGCUUUACGAAGGCAAGACGACGACUUGGGAAGGUGGCGUUCGAGAGCCUGGCAUUGUCAGAUUUCCCCCACUCAUCAAAGCCGGUCGAAUCAGUCACGAAGUAGUCACCACCUACGACAUCUUUUCCACUGUCCUUACGUUGGCAGAUGUGAGAGAACCGACGGACAGAAUAAUUGACGGUCGUGAUAUGUCACCCAUAUUAUUUGAUGUCACCGGGAAAACAAGUCACAAGUGUCUCUUUAUCUACAAGGGAACUCCAAACGAAAAAUUGACUGGUUUAUGGGCUAUACGUUGUGGACCAUACAAAGCUCACUACGUCACUAACACUCAUCUUAACCACACAGCAGUCAUACACAAUCCAGCACUGUUGUACCAUCUCGAGUACGAUCCGGGAGAGAAUUUUCCAAUCGAUUCGAAAUCGUCAGAAUAUGAAGAGGCCAUGUUAGUCAUCGAAGCGGCAAAGAAGGAGCAUGAGGCGACGUUGAAGCCCGUACCGAAUCAGAUGGCAAUGGGAGGAAACGAUGAAUACAAGUUAUGUUGCGACAAAGACAGUCAGAAGAAGUAUUCUCAGUAUCCUCCUUGCACUUGCAAUCCAGAAAACUUUCAUGCCUGGAAGUGUGGCAACCCUGUCUAGUUAGUAAAGUUUUUAUCACGUGACUACUGUGUGUGCACAUGUGUUUGUUUGUGAGAUUUUGGUGUGUGCAUGGUUCUACAGGUUGUCUAUGCAUGUUUAGUUUUGAGUUGAUGUGUUGCAAGAUUUGUGGAAAUAUACUCAGCAUUUUGUUGGA
Corticium candelabrum is the source of this 1661-nucleotide messenger RNA. RefSeq names its product steryl-sulfatase-like. Gene Ontology annotation, molecular function: arylsulfatase activity. Lineage: Eukaryota; Metazoa; Porifera; Homoscleromorpha; Homosclerophorida; Plakinidae. The record is from RefSeq and is a predicted model, not a curated record. The transcript has 10 exons. Bases 23 to 1507 code for a protein of 494 amino acids.